UUUUUUGCAGUCAAAUGCAUCUGAGAACCUUGCAUUUUCUAAUACUUAUUGGGAUAUUCAUAGGAGGUCAGACAUUGGGAUGUAUGAAAAAAGUUUGUGGAAACAAUGCAAAAAACGAUUUUCGUCGCUGCCCGGACACUGAUGGAUCCUGCGGUAAUUAUCAUACAGAGAGAACAUCAGGAGAAAUAAUCGAUGGAGUGGAUGUUCGAUGUCAUCUCGGAGAGCCAAUUUAUGCUCCAAUUGAAGGAGAAAUGUACUUUUGGAGACCAUAUGGAGGUAAACGUGAGAAAUCAUGCGCCGACCAAGGAGUGAGAAUUGAGGGAACCGGGCAGUGGCAGGGCUACGCAGUGCACAUAUCUUCUGUUAAAUUGUCCUUUUUCGGAGGGCAUGUUGAAGCUGGAGAUGAGAUUGGAGAAGCUUUGAAUCGAUAUUGUUUCAAUGACAGAGGACAAAAUGAUGUCGAGCCUCAUGUUGAGAUUCGGUUGUACAAAGAAGGAAGACUUAUCGAUCCGACUCAUCAUCUUCAAAAUUGCAUGUGUACUGGUCAGAUCUGUGAAUCAAACACUAGAAAUGUGCUCCUUGGUGACCCUUUUAAAACUGACAAACGUUACAACGGAGUUCGUGGUUGGGAUGUUGAAUGUCAAAUGAUUGAUGAUGAUGAUGAAGAUUCACCACGUGCACCAAUGAUCUAUUCACCAAUUGCUGGAGAAAUCGUUGGAAGAAUUCGUCUUUUCACUGACUCAAAUGGAGCUUACACCGGAUGUGAUAAUGAUGGAAUUUUCAUUGUUGGAAUUGAUGAUUGGCUCGGAUUUGAGGCAAGGCUGUACAAUGUGAAGGCUCGAGCAGACAUCGGAUUUGGAAGAAAACGAAUUAUUCAAGGAGAGCCGAUUGCAACUCGGCUGGCAUGUGAAAAUAGUCCGGACAGUGUGUUUGUAGAGAUUCGCUUCGAAGGCCGAGUAGUCAAUAUUACUGAUAUCAUAACCGCUGCCAACUGUAAAACUCCGAACUUUCCAGUAUUCUAAACAGUUCCUUACUAAUCUCUGAAAAUGUCUCACAAUUGCUUUCUGAAUUCUCUUGUUCUGUUAUUUCUUUGAUCGUCAUUACUUGCAAUUAGUUUAAAUAAAUUUGUUAAAAAUUUUAAAACAAAAA
Messenger RNA from Caenorhabditis elegans, 1149 nucleotides. It is a transcript of the gene lect-2, whose product is annotated as Leukocyte cell-derived chemotaxin-2 homolog. The record is from RefSeq and is marked reviewed. Gene Ontology annotation, cellular component: perikaryon; extracellular region; anchoring junction. The transcript has 7 exons. Lineage: Eukaryota; Metazoa; Nematoda; Chromadorea; Rhabditida; Rhabditidae. The coding region runs from base 15 to 1022 and encodes 335 amino acids.